AUGAGUAUAUAUGAAGACUAUGAGAAGAGGGCAGCUGUCUAUGAUAAACACAGGGUUGCUGCAGGGGUAGACACACUCAUUGGAAUCUUUCUCGGACAGACUAGGAAACCAUUGUCACAGCAAAUGCGUGACAAAUACGCAAAUUGCGGGACAGUUGACAUGCCUGACAUAGCUUAUGUUUAUGAGAAGAGGGCAGCUGUGUAUGAUAAACACAGGGUUGCUGCAGGGGUAGAUACACUCAUUGGAAUCUUACUCGGACAGACGAGGAAACCAUUGUCACAGCUCCAUGUGUUAGAUGCAGGUUGUGGCACUGGGAACUACAGUCUUGCCCUGUUGAAGGAAGGACUGGGGCAUGUAACACUCUUGGACGCAUCUGAGGGAAUGCUGCAUGUUGCCAAAAAGAAACUUCAAACGUUCAUAAAAGAUGACAAGGCAGUGGUCACCCAUGGUAUCAUGCCAGAUCUAGACUUCCCCGAUGAUACAUUUGAUGCUGUAAUGUUUAACCUUACACUUCAUCAUGUAGAGAACUCACCAAACCCCGAGGGAGAAUAUCCAAAGAUUUAUAAAACUUUACAGAGGGCAAAGCAGAUGUUGAAACAAGGAGGGGUGAUAAUAUUUUCAAGUAUUUCAGCAUGUCAAGUGAGGAACUCAUAUUCAUGGCUUAUGAAUGACGAAUAUCAAAAUAUUGCAGUUAAACUUUUGGGAAUUCCUCCUGAUACGUUCAAACAAUAUUUAAAGAAAAUCGGCAUGGAGAAGAUAGAGUUUGUGAUUCCUGCAUCAGCUACACUGUGGAACAAGGAAACACAUAGAGAUCUAGAUGGACCUUUCAAGCAGGAGGUUAGAGACUCUGUGUCUAUUUUUGCCCACAUUGCAAACUUAGGAAUAAUGGACAGAUAUUUGGACGACUAUCAAAAACUUCGAGAUUCUAUUGUCAGUAAUGAACAGUUUCUGGACAUUGAUGAAAAGAAGCGACAAGAUUAUGGCCAGAUAGUAUUUGUUCACGGAUGUAAACUCUAA
Molecule: messenger RNA, 1017 nt
Organism: Owenia fusiformis
Lineage: Eukaryota; Metazoa; Annelida; Polychaeta; Sabellida; Oweniidae
Source: the annotation of a GenBank genome assembly